AUGGUUAAAUUUUCACUAAAAGAUAGUGAUGUCUACUAUUUAUCACUUUCGGAGCAACCAAAAAGAUUUGACGCUGACAGUCCUGUUACAAAUGUGUUUUUUGAUGAUACAAAUGGACAAGUAUUUACAGUUAGAUCCGGUGGGGUCACUGGUGUCACUGUUAAUAGUAUGGAUGAAUCAAAAUGCACAUCCUUUCGAAUGGAGGAUAAAGGUCCAAUUAUUUCAAUAAAAUUUUCUUUAGACCAGAAAGUGUUGGCAAUACAACGCAACCAUGAUGGUCAGACUGCAAUUGUGGAGUUUGUAAACUUUAAAGACCUAACACCUACUAACAUAGAAUACUCACACACAUGUAAGUGGAAGAGUGCUAGGAUUCUAGGGUUUGUUUGGCCAAAAGCAAAUGAGAUUGCCUUUAUAACUGAUCAUGGAAUAGAGUUGCUGCAAGUACUGCCAGAAAAGAAACAAUUGAAAACAUUGAAGAGUGUAUCAUUCAGUGGUGCUUGGUUUUCCUGGUGUUCAAGAAGCAACAUCGUAGUACUGGCUAGUAACAAUGGAGCGCUCCUCCAGCCUUUCUUUUUCAACAAUUCCACAAUCAUCAAACUGCAAAAGUUGGAGUUGGAUUCGUCUAGACCAGUUGGGGAGCGAGAUGUAUUCAUCCUUCAGCUUUGCGAUGCAACUUGGUGUGCUAUAUUCAGACAUGGUAUCACGGCCAAUAUCUCAGCACCUGGACCCACAGAAAUUUGGCUAAUGCCAAUUUCAGGCGCCAACGGCGUGCAACAUACUCACAUAUUGAAAACUGGGCUCAUUGGAAGGUUUGCGCUCAGUGUUGUUGAUGAUCUGGUAGCGGUUCAUCAUCAGUCAAGUCAAACAUCACAGCUCUUUGACAUAAUGGAGGAGUUGAAGGUGGACAACAACACGAUGGUCCAUCUACCGAUUGUCCCAGGACACUCGAUCAAACCCGCGGUGGUUGAUGAUCAAUUCUGUCCCAUGUACUCUGGCAAUUGGGUGGUGUUCCAACCAGACUACAUUAUCGAUGCGAGGCUUGGCUGCCUUUGGCGAGUGAAUCUCAUACCAGAGGGUCUAGCGCAUUCUGUUCAAAAGGACGAUAUUCCAAAGAUCAUUGCGGUUUUGCUCAGGCGAAAGGAUGGUGUAGAGACCAUCUAUAGGAUACUAAACCAAUUAGUGUUAGAAGUGAACACAUACUUGGUAGAGUUGACAAAAUCUUUUGAUGAAAUUAAUUCAGUUUACAGGAAGUGGGUGGAUUCGGAGGUGGCCCGGAACACGGCAGGGGUUGCGGGGGCGGGGGUUGCGGUGGAGGCGUGGCGCGGGCGCGCCGUGCUUACGCAGAGCGACGUGUGCACGCGCCUGCUGCAGCCGCACGCCGACCACGACCGCAUCGUGCAGGUAGUGAGCGCGUACGUGUGGUCGCUGUGCGCGCGCGGGCUGGCGGCGGGCGCGGGGCUGGCGGCGCUGUGCGUACGCGCGCUGGUGACGCGCGGCGCGCGCGGGCGGCUGCGCGCACUGUUGCGGCGCGGUGCGCUGGCGGACGCGCGCCCGCUUGCCUGCCAGCUGCUGUCGCUCGGCCACCUCGACCCCGCCGCCGCGCAGCUCGCGCUCGAUAUGAUGUGGCGGCUGCGAGCACGAGAGGAAAUAGUGGAAGUGCUGCUUAGCUCAAACGAGCCCAUCAGUGCAGUCGGCGCUGCGAAACAGAUGGACGAAGCCACGUGGUUGGGUUUAUCGCCACGAAAACUUUUAGAGGCAGCAAAAACUUUUGCAGAAGAAAACGGUCAACCGGGCGCCUUCGUUGCCGUCUACCAUGCAUUGUUGACCAGGAAUGAGAGAUUGAGGGGAUCGCCACACUUUCUAAAAGGUGAACAAUGCGAGAGUUACAUCGAAUAUUACAAUAAAGUAACCUCAGAACGAUAG
Parnassius apollo (apollo) is the source of this 1923-nucleotide messenger RNA. NCBI's taxonomy places the organism in Eukaryota, Metazoa, Arthropoda, Insecta, Lepidoptera, Papilionidae. The record is from the annotation of a GenBank genome assembly.